CUUUUUACAGAAUUACCUUCUCUAGAAACGUAGAAAAAAUAGGAUUGCGCGAAUUUUUUUGUAUUUUGUUUGAUUUGCUUGCUUGCAUUAACUUUGUUCGGUUCUGGUUUUAUAUUUCGUUUACAACACGUGCGGGACACCUAACACAUAAAGAACCACGACAUACUUGCGAACAUAGCGUACUAUUCGUGUAACCCAGCAAAUUAACUCUGCCUUUAUUUGCAAUUCGACUGUAAUGAGUUCUCCACAAAGUCCCGUUUACCGUACCCCAGUAGAACAAAAGCGACAUGCUCAGGAUGUGGCCAAAAGACACCGUACGGGCAUGCCAAAACUGCGUGAUAUGUUGCGCGAGAAGUACCGCAAACGUAUUAUAGAGACUCGCACAAGAUUAGCAGAUGCCAACCGCACAGUGCAAUUGGCUGAACUUAAAGAAUUUCUUCGCACGGAGCUAAGCGAGUUUGACAAAGACUUGGAGUUGGAACAGAACAUUCUGGACGAAUUACUUUCUGAUGUAAAUGAAUGGUAUGCGUUGGGCGAACAAAAUUUGGAAACGUACGUGGAAUCAGAUGCACCAAUACAGCAAAAUGUUCUGUGCCCUGUCUGCCUUAUAAAACCAUUGCAACGUCAGGAAACUGUCUACCGGUGUGAGUGCGGAAUUCAGUUUGAGCAUACAUCUAACAUGGAACAACUAGAGAAGAAAAUACACCAGCAAAUUGCAUCACAUGAAACUAAGUGUACUCAGGCACUGCGUUUCUUUAUAGAGCCUUCCACCGGUCGCCUUUAUAAUAUGUGUGGAAGUUGCGAUUAUUUCUCCUCCAUUUAGUAUAUAUUAAGAUUAACUUUUCAGAUGUCUGCGCCCAAGAACGUACAUAUUUAAUACUAAUGUUAAUUCAUAUAAAAACAAGCAACUUAAAUAGAUUAAGGAGAUCAUAUAGGAAAA
Molecule: messenger RNA, 940 nt
Organism: Drosophila pseudoobscura
Lineage: Eukaryota; Metazoa; Arthropoda; Insecta; Diptera; Drosophilidae
Gene: Ripalpha
Product: RPA-interacting protein alpha
Exons: 3
Coding region: 236-823 (195 amino acids)
Biological process (GO): protein import into nucleus
Cellular component (GO): nucleus
Source: RefSeq, a predicted model, not a curated record